This is a messenger RNA of Hypomesus transpacificus, 1727 nucleotides long. It is a transcript of the gene coq6, whose product is annotated as coenzyme Q6 monooxygenase. Lineage: Eukaryota; Metazoa; Chordata; Actinopteri; Osmeriformes; Osmeridae. The coding region runs from base 176 to 1618 and encodes 480 amino acids. Gene Ontology annotation, molecular function: 2-octaprenyl-6-methoxyphenol hydroxylase activity; oxidoreductase activity, acting on paired donors, with incorporation or reduction of molecular oxygen, NAD(P)H as one donor, and incorporation of one atom of oxygen; FAD binding. The record is from RefSeq and is a predicted model, not a curated record. Gene Ontology annotation, cellular component: mitochondrion. The transcript has 12 exons. Gene Ontology annotation, biological process: ubiquinone biosynthetic process.
UGGUUUCACCCUUGCCGAUGUAUGACAACAACAUGGCUGGAUUAUAGAAUGUAAAAGACUGCAGCGAUAAUAGGACAUAUUCAAGGGGAAGCAGCAUUGUCUCAUUGAAAAACAUUUCGUAAUAGGACUUUCUUUAGGGCUUAAACGAACCUUAAUCAACGUCGUAUGAGAUAAAAUGCAUUGUCUAAGUAAAGCAACAUUGGUAUUUAAUGGAAUUGGAUGGCGACAUGUUUCUUCAAAUCAUCUGUCUACUGCUAAAAUAAUUAGUCGGGGGCUUGCGUGCACCCAAAAUGGAAAGGAAUCGAGCGAGGUAUAUGACAUUGUUAUAUCUGGAGGUGGUAUGGUUGGAACCGCUAUGGCGUGUUCUUUAGGCAUGGACCCAAAUCUGGAGGAGAAGAAGAUCCUGUUGCUGGAAGCAGGCGAUAAGAAAGUGAUGGACACGGUUCCUGAGGCGUACAGUACCAGAGUCAGCUCCAUCAGCCCUGGUUCUGCCACACUGCUCAGUGGGAUUGGAGCCUGGGACAGCAUAGUGAACAUGAGAUGCAAGCCCUAUCAGAAGAUGCAGGUUUGGGAUGCCUGCUCGGAUGCCCUGAUUACUUUCGAUAAGGAGAACCUGCAGGAUGAGAUGGCAUACAUCGUGGAGAACGACAUCAUUGUGGCCGCACUAACUAAACAGCUGGAGAGUCUCCAGGAUAACGUGAAGGUCCACUACGGAACCAAGGUGGUGAAGUACUCCUGGCCCAGAUCCCACCAGGUACAAGACUCAAUCCCUUGGGUCCAGGUCACCCUGGCCAAUGGGGAGACACUGCAGACAAAACUACUGGUGGGGGCAGAUGGACCCAACUCCAUGGUCAGGCGGGAGUCUGGGAUUCCCACAGUCAAGUGGAACUACGACCAGUCGGCUGUGGUGGCCGUACUGCACCUGUCAGAGCCCACAGAGAAUGUUGUUGCUUGGCAAAGGUUCCUACCGACAGGUCCCAUUGCAAUGCUACCGCUGUCAGACACGGCGAGCUCUCUGGUUUGGUCUACGAGUCAUCGCCAUGCGGAGGAGCUGUUGGGGCUGGACGAGGAGAGCUUUGUAGACGCCAUCAACUCCGCCUUCUGGAGUAAUGAGAACCAGUCGGAGCUGGUUGAGACGGCUGGCUCACUGUUUCGCAGUGCCCUGUCGAUGCUCAUGCCGCUGGCGGGCUCAGCGCGUCAGCUGCCCCCUAGCGUGGCCGGGAUCGGGCCAAAGAGCCGGGUGAUGUUCCCUCUGGGCAUGGGCCAUGCUGCAGAGUACAUCAGACACAGGGUGGCCCUCAUCGGCGACGCAGCCCACCGCGUCCACCCGCUGGCCGGCCAGGGAGCCAAUCUGGGCUUUGGGGAUGUGGCUUGUCUCACACAGGUUCUGAGCCAAGCAGUCUAUAACGGGAAGGACCUGGGAGCCAUGCAACACUUGCUGGAGUACGAGACUGAACGCCAGCGACACAACCUGCCCAUGAUGGCUGCCAUCGACCUCAUGAAACGCCUGUACUCCACCAACGCAGCCCCCGCCGUGCUGCUACGCACGUUUGGUCUGCAGGCCACUAACAUGCUGCCGCCUAUCAAAGAGCAGAUCAUGGCAUUUGCAAGCAAGUGAUACACUGGGCAUGCAGUGGCUGUUUGAUGGGAACCCAAUGACGAUAUGCCAUUGUGACUUGUGAACUGAAUGUAAAAGUGUAAAUUAAUAAAGCUAUAUUUUAACCUGU